ACACUUUCAUUGUACUUGUCGAUGUCGUCACUCGUUGCCCCCUAUUAUUAGUGAAUUGAUCUUGCACCCAUUGCCCCAUGCCCAAUGACUGUGUCCGAUAAUAUGGGUUUAUUCAGUUCAUGACCUUUUUAUGUCCUGGGUGAGUCUGAGUCAGUUAUGACUUAUGAAUGGCUAUUAGUGGCAUUGUCAAUGGGCGCUGGUAUCACAAUCACUUACCUAUCACUAUCAGUAUAGAAAAUUACAGAUUUUUGAAGCGUACCGACUAGUUUUAGAUCAAUAUAUUGAUAUCGGGCAUUGCUUUCUUGGCUUGGACCGAAGCUCUGAUUGGCAUAAGCACGAACUUCAGCUCAACUUGGUUGGGUGUAUUUUCAGCUGUCAUUUCACCCCAGAGUGUGAUGUUGGGUCAUGAGUGGACAGAGCUCUGCGCCAGAAGGCAGUGACGAGCCGACAGCACCACCACGGCUACAGCAGGCUCAGAAGUGGUGGGAGGCCAUGUGGCGCCCCAACAGUGCCGGUGCACAGUUCUGCUUUUUUCUCUGCUGUGUGUUCUCGGUCUACUCUGCAGUUAGUCGCAGCCCCUUUCUGCUGGCCCCCCUGGUGCCUGCCCAGCCUGCAGCUCCUUUCUUCAGUCAGCAUGACCCAGUGGCGGACUUCUUCACCGGGGACACACCAGCAUUGCUGAAGAGAGCAGCUGCCAGCCAUGCCAGUGUGCUUUUCUUCUAUGCUCCGUGGGACAGUGCCAGUCAGGCUGCUCGGGUUGAGAUCCUACAGGCGGCGCAUGUGCUCAGUGGUCAGGUGGACGUCCUCGCCAUCAACUGCUGGCAUGUUACCGGAGAGUGUCGUAAGAAAAUAAAGAACAUCGCCGCGUUUCCGCUUGUUAUAGUCUCACUCCGGCACGGCCGAGGCGUACAGUACUCUGGUCCGCUGGAGGCCGCCCGCCUGGUUCGGUUCGUUCAGCGUGUGCUGCGGCCGCUCAAACGGCUGGAAACUGCUGCCGAUCUGGCCCUACUGCAGGCUGCUAGCACGACGAUCGCGGUGGGCUACACCCCAUUCGUCGAGGGCCGUCCGCCGGCCUCCUACUUCAGUCUGCUGCGAGCCGCCCUUCUCUCCCUAGAGGAGCGGCCGGGGGCCGACCUGGCCUGGGCAGUGGUCACUAACGCGCGGGCUGCGGCCCGACUGAGGCUCCAUCACCCCGGUGGACUAGCCGUGGUUAAUUGGAAUGGGACUACGGUUUUGAAGCAGCCGCCGAGCGGCGCGCUCACGGCGGAGCUGAUGAAAAGUUAUGCUUUGAUGCGCCGCCGCGAGAUGGCAGGCUGGCUGGAGCUGCCCGACUCCAAGUCCAACACGCUGCGUGUGGUGCUGUCUGGAGGCGCGACGCUGCUGGUUUUUGACCGUCGCAGACCUCUAGCGCCCGCCGCCGAUCUACAGGCGGUCUCAGCGGUUCGCCGAGUGUGGCUGGACUACAACAACUGUAACAGCUCCGAGGCUGUUACCAAGCUGGGAAAGAUCCACCACACCAUCUACAAAACUCUAAUGCGCAAGGAGCAGCAGCAGGUAGCCGCGUGUCUGCGAUGGACGGACAGCGGGCAUGCCCCUGACACAGCCGCAGAGCCAGACAGGACACACGCGGACGGUAGCUCGGGGCAACCCGACAGUGAGGAUAGAGAGCUGAACAGUGGAGAAGGACAGGGCAGUGAGACAGGUGAACAGAGCGGGCAGUCAGAUCAACAAGACCAAACCAGUGAGCCAAGCCAGGAGGAGAGCCUUUCAGGUCAACAGGAGAGUGAUUCUGAUCAGCAGGAAAGCUUGUCGGACCAGCAGGAGGACAGCGACUACCGCGCACAGUCGUCCAAAGCGGCCGGUAGCUCUACCCCACCGAGAGACUUCAUUCAUCCUGAUCCCGGGCUGCGGGACCUGGUGUGGCAGCAGAGUUUGUCCCACUGCCGUGGUCUGCUACUGGACCUACAGCAGCACGGACAGCACGUCCGGGGACAGCGGGAUCAGGAACAGAAGUCUGAGGAGAAAGUGGUUCCUGUCAACAUCACAGGUUUGCAGUGCGCUACCAACCGCACUCUCUCUAUAUACCUGCUGGACUCUGUGCGCCACGCGGCACUCGUACGGAGGCUGGGCCUGACACCGGGCGGCGCUGGAGCCGUCAUACUGGACGCAGAGGCAGAGAGUCAGUACGUGCUAGACGGACCGGUGACUACUGACUCCCUGAGUCAGUUCGUGGCCGACUUCACCGCUGGUCGACUCACGCGGACACUGGUAUCUCGAGCUAGCAUCCUUGAAAGCGAAUGCAGCGGCGACGACGAUGAAAGUUGUCCCUCAUCGGCACCGGAAGCUUCGGUGGAUAGUGGUUUCAGCUCACCGCAUUGGGACUUUGAAACCGUCCCGGCCAGUGAUGGUAAAGAAGACAGUGAUGAUGUAGAAAGGACGUCAGAUCGUGAUAAACCGUCAGCGGCAGAUGAUGCGGCGAGCGACGGAACCUGUGUAAAACCGUCACAGGUGACGUCUAGUGACGUGACAUCACAGUGUGACGUUUCGUCACAUUGUGAUGAUGUGACGGCAAAUGGAGACUUUAGCUCCGAAGGUCUUUGGUCGGAAGCUGUGCGGAGGCCAACUGUUCGACCCCUGGUGGGCCCGACGGAGCUGUCGUCGGAGACGUUUAAACAUGUGGCGCUCAACAGUAGUGAGGACGUGGUGGUCUAUUUCUACUCGGUUGGCUGCGGCCACUGCACUGCGUACUACCACGUGUUUCUGGCCGCCAUGCGGCUGUUUGCCAACUCAGGGCUACGGUUCGCGCGGAUAGAUGGCGCUGCCAACGACCUGCGCUGGGAGUUCUCGCUGGAAACCUUCCCAACAAUUAUGUAUCUUCCUGCGAAAAGGAAAUCCGAGAGCCGUGUGUUCCCGGCGGACCUACCAAUCACCCUCGGGUAUGUACUACGAUUCAUCCUGGCCAACGCUAGCAGCUCAGUCCGACACGCAUUCUUCUACAGCCAAUGCGACGCGGCGUGCCGCGCUACUACAGCUUACAAAACACGCCGACAGGCGGCGCUAGUGCGGCGGCGGCAGCUGAGUGGUGCGCGACGGACACUAACGCGACAUACGGCUGAAUUGGCGCGGCUAAGACGGGCGUUACUUGCCACAGCAAGGACUGAGCUGGAUGAUGUGUGACGUUACGUAUGGAAACGUCUUAUCGCGAUUGGGUGGACGGGGUGACGUUAUUAAAGCGCCUGGCCGUGCAGUGAAGUGAUCCACUGGGGAUAAACAGCGUUGUACACGGAAACAUUCGAAGAACUAUUACCAUCAAUUGAGGCUGACGUCAAAGAUGUGAGAAUGCUGCUAUCAUAGGCAGUGUAACGUCACACAUCACUGUCGUCUGACGUCACUACAACGCGUCACACUCGACACUUCCGUCGGUACCACCAGAUGUCAGCACCUGUCACUCCAGUUCAGGAGACUCGCAUUCCAUACAGGACAGUCUUCCAUCUCAGCCACCAACAGGUUAGCCCCGGCAGCGUACUGAAUCUUUGGACGGCUGGAUACCAAAACUGACUGAAAUUGUUGGACUUUCGGUUGGCUAGCUAACUGCCUAGACGGUUAGUUGGGUAACUGGCCGGCUGGUCUUUUGGCUUGCGAGUAGCUGGCUGGUUAACUGAAUGUUUGGCUAGCUAGCUAGCUGGUUGGCUAGACUUCUGGCUGACUAACUGAUUCAACGUUUGCACAAAGCUGUUCGACUAGCUGGACGUCCAGCCGUACGGCAGUCCACCUUGAGCUUCUUCCAGGCUAGGUACUACCUCAGCGCCCGCUUAUGUCGGGUGCCCAUGGCGGCGCUAGGCGAGGGGAUAUAAGAAAAAGCUUGGCACCUUAUCCAGCUCUUCGCUCGACGGUGUUAUACUAAUGCCAGCCCGGGUUGUAAGCUUGAUUGCAGGCUGUGGCUGGGGGCGAAAACGUGUGUUCCUUCGGUGUUUGCUGGGCAUUGAAUUGAACGAUAUUACCACCGGUUAUGUGUGUUUGAGGAUCUUGCCGUCCAGUUCCACUUGGGCCUGGCCUGUGGGAGUCAUUUUGACGCUAAUUCCGAUCGGGUUGUGUGCGAAGGGAAGGUCUGACGGUUUGUAAAGCGGACCAAGCGUGUCUUGUCAGCCUGGUGUGCUGGUGUUAGCGGUUUUUGAGCUCGAAGGAUGCGCGCUUAAAGGCGAGUGAAUUUGUGAAUGUUGGGUAUUGUGGGCACCGGGUUUGAGUCUGGCCAAAACAGCACUGAAGUGACAAGGUGGCGGGUGUGGUCACCGGAUUGUGCCGGGUGUUAUUUCCCAACACUGGCUCGGGCACCGCGAUGGGUGUUCUCAUGAGAGUUUCGUGGUUGAAUUUGAUCACAGAUCGACACAGGGAUGCGGUGGGGUACGUGUUAACUGGAGGCACUUCUGUGAUAUCUACCACAGGCACGUAUUUUUCACACCAUGGCACAGUGUUGUUGACUGGUUAGUUUUGAGUUUGUGGGGCUAACACUUUUCAGGAUGCUUCGUUAUAUCAAUAUCGGCUUUCCUCUAGCAGGGAAGAUAUAGGCUUUCCGCUAGAAUGGAAGCUACCGGCUUUUACUUAGCAGGGAAGAUAUCGGCUCUUCUCUAGCUGGGAAGAGACUAGUUUUGUGCCGAGUUUUGCCAGUUCAUCGGCCAGCGAUGCGAACGAAUAUGUGACGGGGCGAGCUCAGGUUUUGCCUUUGGUAUCUAUUAUCGCAUCGAUCUGAUGUGGGCUAUUUCUGGCGAUAUUUGGGGUUUCCAAGGGCAUUUGCCUGCCACGAACUACGGUGGUAGGCCUACUUAUGGGUGGCUAAUGAUUUGUUAAGUUAUUUACGAAGACAUUUAUAUUAUUUCUGUGACUGAUAUGGAUUGUUUGGUAUAUAAUAAAUGUUCACAAUGCAUUUUA
Amphibalanus amphitrite is the source of this 4926-nucleotide messenger RNA. RefSeq lists its product as uncharacterized. The transcript has 14 exons. The coding region runs from base 406 to 3177 and encodes 923 amino acids. NCBI's taxonomy places the organism in Eukaryota, Metazoa, Arthropoda, Thecostraca, Balanomorpha, Balanidae. The record is from RefSeq and is a predicted model, not a curated record.